Seminavis robusta is the source of this 1473-nucleotide messenger RNA. The record is from the annotation of a GenBank genome assembly. NCBI's taxonomy places the organism in Eukaryota, Bacillariophyta, Bacillariophyceae, Naviculales, Naviculaceae.
AUGAAAUUCCUAUCUCUGUUCCUGUGGUUGACGGCCACCGCAACGUUGCCGACGAGCUUGCUGGUUUCCAGGUCGGCGUCCAUCGGUGCAGCUGCUGCAAGCCCCGUAGUGAUCUCCCCUGGAAUGACAAAUCUAGGCAAUACUUGCUACUUGAACUCGCAGCUAGAAUGUGCUUUUCAUAUACCUCUGAUCAGGUCUUUGAUUGAGUCACCACCCUUGACUUUUGUUACCAAAGAUACCCACAAUCAACAACAAGACGAGGAAGCAAUCCCAAUCACCGAGCCCACAGAAGAAGCUUCAGAGGCUUCGGGUGAAUACGAUACAGAAGACACCCAGCCCAGUUUAGAAUCUACAGAAGAGGACCCAGCAGAAUCUGGUGUAUCAGUAGAAGCUACAGAAGAAAGCUCAGUUACAGAUGAUGCAGCCACUGGUUCUGCUUCAGCAGCUAUAGAAGAAGAAACACCAUCAGAAGUGGCACCAGUCGAUGAGAUAGCUGAGGGCCAAGCCGAAGAUGACAGUGGAGCCCAAUCAACAACAGAAGAAGAAGUAUCAGCAGAAGAAGAAGAAGAAUCACUGGCCAUUCAAGCUCUUCGAAAAGUUUUUCAAGAUAUGGCAGCAUCCUCCACUCCGAUAGCACCGCGCAUUCUUUGUCAAGUAUUGGGCAUUCCCGUCUUUGAGCAGCAGGAUUCACAAGAGUUUUGGAAAUUACUUUUGCCAGCUUUGCAGUGCCCCGAUCUUAUCGACUUGUAUCAAGGAUCCUUUGAAGCCUAUAUCAAAGCAAAUGAUGGAUCCAACCGGGAACGAACAAGGGAAGAACCAUUUUUGGACUUGUCACUAGACAUUUCAGAAGACUCCAUCUUGGACAGCCUGCAUGAAGACUUUGGUGAGCCAGAGUUGCUCAGUGUAAAGGAGGGCAAUGGAUGGCGCCCCGAGAAAGGAGCUGAGAAAGUAGAUGCAUUAAAAGGGUCCCUGCUGCGAGUCCAGGGGCUCCCCUCCAUUCUUCAAAUGCACUUGAAGCGUUUCAACUAUGAUUGGCAGACAGAUCAAAUGGACAAAGUCAACAAAAAGUGCACGUUCCCGGAAUCUCUAGAUCUGACCUCGCUUUGCGCGGAUAUUCAAGACGAGGAGAAGCCUGCUGCUAUCUAUUCUCUCCAGUCCGUGGUGGUCCAUGCUGGAGAAUACGGAUCGGGUCAUUACUAUUCCUAUGUAAGACCAGACAUUCAAAGUGAUGAUUGGUAUCGAUUUAACGAUCAUGUGGUUACAAAGGUCUCCUUUGACGAGGUCAUUGCCGAUGCCUAUGGAGGACGUCGCAGUAAAGCUCCAUCGUCAAUACAGAAAAAACGCAAUGGACCACGGCAAAUGCUUUGUCGACUGAGGAAGGCUUUGAUGCCUUCCAAGGCACCCUUUGGGUUUGGAGGACGGACGAGCAAUGCGCUCUCCAACGAGUUGUUGCUCAUGCCUGCCUGCCUUUGA